Messenger RNA from Lutra lutra (Eurasian river otter), 7484 nucleotides. It is a transcript of the gene BMP2K, whose product is annotated as BMP2 inducible kinase. Bases 173 to 3454 code for a protein of 1093 amino acids. NCBI's taxonomy places the organism in Eukaryota, Metazoa, Chordata, Mammalia, Carnivora, Mustelidae. Gene Ontology annotation, biological process: protein phosphorylation. The transcript has 16 exons. The record is from RefSeq and is a predicted model, not a curated record. Gene Ontology annotation, molecular function: ATP binding; protein kinase activity.
GGUGGUGCGCUCGCGCGCGGGAUGUGAGGCCGGCCGGGCCGCAGCGCGCACGGACGCUCGGACGGGCGAGGGGCGGCGACCCCUCGCGGACGGACGGCCGCGCGCCGGGCCGCGGACCCGCUCUCGCGCUCGCCCUCGCGCGCCCCGCGCCCCCCAGCGCGCCGGCGGGACCAUGAAGAAGUUCUCGCGGAUGCCCAAGUCGGAGGGCGGCGGCGGCGGCGCGGCGGGGGGCUCGGCCGGCGGGCCCGGGGCCGGCUCCGGCGGCGGCUCGUCCGUGGGUGUCCGCGUGUUCGCCGUGGGCCGCUACCAGGUCACCCUGGAGGAGUCGCUGGCCGAAGGUGGUUUCUCCACGGUUUUCCUGGUGCGGACACAUGGUGGAAUCCGCCAUGCAUUGAAACGAAUGUAUGUGAAUAGCAUGCCAGACCUCAACAUUUGUAAAAGGGAAAUUACGAUUAUGAAAGAGCUGUCUGGUCACAAAAAUAUUGUGAGUUAUUUGGACUGUGCUGUUAAUUCAAUUAGUGAUAAUGUAUGGGAAGUGCUUAUCUUAAUGGAAUAUUGUCGAGCUGGGCAGGUAGUCAAUCAGAUGAAUAAGAAGCUGCAGACAGGUUUUACGGAGGCGGAAGUGUUGCAGAUACUCUGUGAUACCUGCGAAGCUGUCGCAAGAUUGCAUCAGUGCAAGACUCCAAUAAUUCACCGGGAUCUGAAGGUAGAAAAUAUUUUGUUGAAUGAUAGUGGAAACUAUGUACUUUGUGACUUUGGCAGUGCCACGAAUAAAUUUCUUAAUCCGCAAAAAGAUGGAGUUAAUCUAGUAGAAGAAGAAAUUAAAAAGUAUACAACUCUGUCAUACAGAGCCCCUGAAAUGAUCAACCUUUAUGGAGGGAAACCCAUCACCACCAAGGCUGAUAUCUGGGCGCUGGGGUGUUUACUGUAUAAACUUUGUUUCUUCACUCUUCCUUUUGGUGAGAGUCAGGUUGCUAUCUGUGAUGGCAGCUUCACCAUCCCAGACAAUUCUCGCUACUCCCAGAAUAUACAUUGCUUAAUAAGGUUCAUGCUGGAACCAGAUCCAGAGCGCAGACCUGACAUAUUUCAAGUGUCCUAUUUUGCAUUUAAAUUUGCCAAAAAGGAUUGUCCGGUUUCCAACAUCAAUAAUUCUUCUGUUCCUUCCACUCUUCCUGAACCGAUGACUGCUAGUGAAGCAGCUUCUAGGAAAAGCCAAAUAAAAGCCAGAAUAACAGAUACCAUUGGACCAACAGAAACCUCAAUUGCACCAAGACAGAGACCAAAGGCCAACUCCACUACUGCCACACCCAGUGUGCUGACCAUUCAGAGUUCAGCAACACCUGUUAAAGUCCCUGCUCCUGGUGAAUUUGGGAACCACAGACCAAAAGGAGCCCUGAGACCCGGCCGUGGCCCCGAGCUCGCGCUGGGUCAGGGGCCCCCGCAGCAGCCCCCGCAGCAGCACCGCGUCCUGCAGCAGUUGCAGCAGGGAGACUGGAGACUGCAGCAGCUUCAGCUCCAGCACCGGCCGCAGCCGCCGCCGCUCCUCCAGGACGCCUACGGGCAGCAGUAUCAGCACACAGUGCAGCAGCAGCAGAUGCUCCAGCAGCAGGUUUUGCUGCAUUCCGUGUAUCAGCCGCAACCUUCUGCAUCACAGUAUCCUGCAAUGGUGCAGCAGUACCAGCAGGCUCUCCUGCAGCAGAUGCUAGCGCAGCGUCCGCAGCCCCAGCCCCAGGCUUCACCCGAGUUUCUCACGUCCCCUCAGGAGUUCCCGUCCGCCUUAGUUUCCUACACUUCUUCCCUCCCAGCUCAGGUUGGAACCGUAGUGGACUCCUCUUAUAGUGCCAACAGGUCAGUUGCUGAUAAAGAGGCAGUUGCACAUCUUACAAGUCAGAGGAGCGUCAGUAACCCACCUGACAUGUCGGGGUGGAACCCUUUCGGAGACGAUAAUUUCUCCAAGUUAACGGAAGAGGAACUGUUGGACAGAGAAUUUGACCUUCUGAGAUCAAACAGGCUCGAGGAGAGAGCACCCCCAGAUAAGAAUGUAGACCCACUUUCCGCUCCACAUACCCGUCCUCCGGAAGAUCCUUUUGGUUCUCUUCCUUUCAUUUCUCACUCAGGUUCCCCGGAGAAGAAAACGGACCGUUCAUCCGUGGGUGGAGAAGACGGCCCCGCGGACCCGACCAGCAACAGACGAGCAAGUCCGGUGGCUGAGGACCAGCGGGCUGGGAAGAAAAGCGCAGAGAGCCCGUCGGUGCGGGGUCAGGUGCAGCGGCGGACCGAGGAGUCCGACAGCGACUUUGAGUCGGACCCGCCUUCUCCUAAGAGCAGCGAGGAGGACGAGCAGGAGGACGAAGAGGUCCUCCAGGGCGAACAAGGCGAUUUUAACGACGAUGACACGGAGCCGGAGAACCUGGGUCACCGGCCUCUGCUCAUGGACUCGGACGAGGACGACGACGAGAAGCGCAGCUCCGACUCUGACGACGAGCGCGCCGAGGUGCGGGGCGGCCGCGGAGCCGCACUCGUCGGCCGCGGCCCGUCGCCCCCGGACGGGGCCGCGGACGCCGCGAGGCCGGAGGUGGACGUGUUCGGCGCCGUCCCCUUCCUCGCGGUGCGCGCCGGGCAGCCGCGCCAGGGCCCGCGCGAGGAGCCGCGCCCGCAGGACGCCGGCCCCGCCGCGCGCCCCGAGCCCGAGGAGCCCGACGUGUUCACGAAGGCGCCGUUCGGCCGCCGGGGGGGCGAGGAGGACGGCCCCGGCCGCCCGCGGAGCGUGGACGCGUUCGGCGCGACGCCCUUCCAGCCGGUCCCCGCGCCCGUGGGCGGCAGCGGCGGCCGCGAGGACCUGUUCGGGCUCGUGCCGUUCGAGGAGCUCGCGGGGGCCCCGCCGCCCCGGGCCAAGACGCGCGGCCUGCAGAAGCUGUCGUCCCGCCAGCGGCGCCCCAAGCCCGACGCGGCCAGGGCCAACGGCAAGCGGCACCACGGCGCGGCCGCCGCCGCCAGGAAGCCCGCCAAGCCCGCCUUCCGCACCCCCGAGCGCGUGCGCCGGCCCCGCAGGGCGGGCCGCCGCGACUCCCAGAGCAGCAACGAGUUCCUGACCAUCUCGGACUCCAAGGAGAACAUCAGCGUGGCCAUGCCCGAUGGCAGGGACCGGGGCGGCGGCCUGCAGCCCGAGGACAGCCUGCUGGACCCCUUCGGCGCCAAGCCCUUCCGUCCGCCCGAGCUGCCCUGGCUCCCCCCGCACCACCCGCCGCACCCGGGCCUGAGCGACCCGCGGGCCGACCACGGCCCCGUCCUGCCCGGGCGGCCCAGGGCGAGCUCGCGGCCCGGCGCGCUGCACAGCCCCGAGGCGCUGCGGACGGACGACUUCGGCGCGGUGCCCUUCACCGAGCUGGUGCUGCGGGGCGCGCCGGCCGAGCUGGACCCGUUCGGGGCCGCGCCGUUCCCCUCCAAGCAGUAGCGGCCCGGACGCCCGUCGCCAGAGCGUGAGUAGUUGUGUGAAUCCGCGAGAAAACGCGUCUGUCCGUGUGCCACUCGUCCCCAGCCCGUCGGAACAGGCCGUUUUCGAUCAACCAAAUGGAGAGAGGAAGGCUCCGCGCAGGGCAGGGGCGCCCGGCAUGCAGGGACGGCGCGGGCCACCUCUGCAGCCAUGUCGCCCCGGGGCCGGCCUGGACAGUCCCUCGCCUCCGAGCGGCGCGUCCCUGGGUGUGCGCGCUCCGGGCUCCUGGCACGAUCCGGCCGUGAAGACCGAGCGCGUCGGUCCGAGCACCAGCCGCGCUCGCGGAGCUUUCAGUGUCUCCCCGCCGCACGCGGUGUAGACCCUGGUUCUCCUGGAGAAGCGCUGAGCUCCGGUCUGCGGGGAGCGGAGGUGCCAGAGCGACGGACUGAGGCGCCUCGGACGGUCGCAUUUUCCAAGACAAGUGCCAUUAGGAUGGAGCACCCCGCGGGCGUCCCCGACAAGACCGGGGGACACGGGACGCGCACGGGGUCCAGGAGAGAGACCGGGAACGUCAGGGACACUCUGGUUCCCGAAUGGCUUCUUGCUCCCAGUGUUGCCGUCGUGCCCGGAAUAAAGCAGAUCGUUGGGAAAACGGGGAGUGAGGACAGGGUUGUAGGGGAACUGUGCUCCAGGACAAACACAUGUAGCCGAAACCCUGAGUUUUUGAGCCGUUUACAACAUAAAAUCGUGUUGCAUCGAGUAACGGACUUUACUAAAGUACCACCUUCCCGGGAUGUCCCCGAGUCACGAGCAGCAGCUCCCCGGCUAGGUUCGGGCGGGGAGUGUGUUCCUGCAGCGCGCGGACCAGUGGAACCCACGAAGCCUUACGGGCAGGACCCCGCGUCCUGCCGCAAGUACCUCUGCCCCGACCCAGCGGACCCUCGGGCGGCUCCACGGGGUCCGCCGGCGAGGAGCGAGCCUCUCACUUCUCCGGGCUGACGCGUCCGUCUCCGGUGACAAGAGAACCCAGCUACCAAAUUGCCUUUUUUUUUUUUUUUUUAACACCCCAAAUCCUAAUUAGAAACUUGAGAUUUUAUAGAAAUUGUUUAAUAAGAUAGAAAUUACUAUAUGAAUUAAUGUGAAUCCAGUAUCUGUGCUUCCUGUGUCUCUGGUUAUUUUAAGUUAUAAUUAACUGUUCUUCCCUAUCAACAUUUAGAAGUUUCUAGAACUGUUAAAGCUAUUUACAAAAAGUGGUGGAAACUAAUUAACUGGCACUCUUAUUGUUUGCUAUACCUUAGACGAACUUUCUUUGAACCCAAUUAAAGUCUAUUUUAUGAGUAAUCUUAUUAGAAUCUCUUUAAUUUUAUAGUGCCCCAAAUGGGAUGAGCUGUUUGCCUGUUUUCAGUUCUAAACUUGGAAAGAAGCAAAGUAUAUGUGACUAAACUAUAUAUUCAUGUUUAUUGUUUUUUUCUUUGAUGUUUGAAAUCAGAUAUAAAUUUGUGGACAAAUAGGGAAGCAAUAUGUGAAUCACAGUGUAGCAGAGGCAGACCAAGCAUUGUGUUACUGCUUAAGAAUCGUAUUUUUAGAGCCCUGACUGCACCAAUUACUUGUCCUUGUGCCAAAGGCAAAUAUUAUGUUUGCACCUUCCCCCCCGCCCCCCCCUCCCCGAUUCUCAGGUUGAUUAAUACUGCUAAUGCAAAUGCUCAAGUCGAUAUUUUUCAAAACUUUACAAGGUAGACUCAAGUGAUACUUUUCUUUCAUUUAGUAAAUUCAUGAACUAUAUAUAGUAGGUUUGUAUCAAACAGAUUUUUUUUUUUUUUUAAUGAAAAUUUGUUGGUUGAUGUGUACACAGUAUGUUGACUAUUUUAGUCCUCGGCCUUGGUCUCUGCUAGACCUCAUGAGUUUCUUAAUUUAAAAGAGGUAGUAGAUGAAUUAAUGGUCUCCUUGGGAUGUAAACAUGAAAUACUUAGAUUGUGUCUGAUACCAAGGCCUUGCUUACACUUGCUUUUCAAUACACUGAACAAUUGUAAGUGAUUUAGACACUGAUGUAGACACUUCGGGCUUACAAAGUUGGAUGGAUUCUAAGGAAGCAGUUUUGACAUGGUUUAAAAUAUUCCCGUCCUUGUGUUUCUUGUAUCACAGCCCAGUGACUUUCCUCUCUUGAGAUUGUAGCUCAGAGGAACUAUUAGGAUUCAACAGGUGACCUAACUAGAUAGAAAUGGGGAGAUUCCUGUGUGCUGAUGUAAAGGCAUUUUCCAAGGACUAUAGGAUUUGGGUUGCUUUCCAUUUUUCAUUAUCUCCUCCCACUACUGUUAGGAUAUAGGCCACUCAAGCAAUGCCCAGGUGAUUCCCUUAUGCGAGUUGGCAGACUGGAGCUCCCAAGGCACGGCAAAGAGCCUAACCCAUACUUGGGACGCAGGUUUCAGUAAACGUUUGAUACUGUUAUGGGAUGGCCCAAUUCUCGUUUAAGGAAGGAAAGUUGAAAUUAUUUUUCCUGUUAUUAAUCAGGUGUUCUCUGUGCUUUUGUACGUAGUCCUAACAACCUGUAAUACUUGAACAUCACUAAGGGAAGUAAAUUAUGAAACUAGCAAAAAUCUGAGGCCAAAGUUAUUUCUGUCCUAACAGCUUUAAUAAUGCUUAUUGAUUUUGAAUAAUCGUUGUUUAAAAGUGGACCAUUCAGUUAACUUUUUAAAUGUCACUUCAGCACAACUGUGUUUAAAAGAUCAGCUUUUAUGGCACUGAAGAAUGUAUCUGCUGAGACAUGGAAGUUGCUUGGUGUAUGUAUUAGGUAGAGGAAGAAGGGUUUUAGGCCGGAUGAAAAGUUAACUAUUUAUUCAGAAGUAUCGAUUGGGAAAUUCAGAAGACCCACGCCCUCCCUGCAUGUGUAUUUGGGCGCAGUUAUGAUAUAUAUUCCUUAUUUGGAAUUGUAGACAGAUACACCUUCUGAUCCCAGCCGUUUAUUAUUUUAACAGUGAUAGAUUGUUGUCUUCCUGCGGCUAGUGGAGAAGAGUCAGGUGGAACCCCUCUUCUGCUCUGAUGUUCAUCAGGCAGAGCCAUUUUCUGCUUAGUUCAAGUUUUGGUACUUCAUAUAAGCAUUGCUAGAAGGUACACACAUGUAUUAGUAUCACUUAUUCUGAGGAGUUUGGUACAUUUUUUUAAUAUGUGUAGAAUGUGCAGUAAACUUUUUCUUCCUUUUAGCAAAUUCACUCAUCAUUGUUAGGUCUGAUACUGAGCUGACAGAUCUACUGUGACAAUGAGAUGACAUAUCUACUGUGAGAAUAAAAAUUAUGUUUGAAAACUUUUAUGCACCAGGGUGUUUAUAUAUUGAGGAAACUAUAUAAACACACACAUGCAUGCAAAUGUCACAUCUCUCUACUGUGGAGUUAAUGUGAAUUUUUAAUUUUAAAUGGAAUUGCAACCACAAUCAUUACUAAAAGAACAUUCACUCCUAGGGAGGUUUUACAAAAGCCACUCAAAGAAUGAGGUAGAUGAAAAUGCAAUGGGUUGUCAUUUGGGGUUAUUUUUAUUUAAAAAUUGUGCUACUUUUGAAAAUUGUUUUUAUUACUACUCUCUUUUUGUGAUUGAAAGGUCAUCUAAUAGUAAGUAGUAUAGUAAUAGGAAGCUACUUUUUAAAUUGCUGGCAAACAGCUUUAAGUGCACUUUCUUUGAUUACACUUCCAUUUUUUGUUAAACUUGAAUUUUCUGAAGCCUUUUAUGUACCACUAAGCAAAUAACUUUAACUUUUAAUAAACCUGAUUUACAUGUUUAUUAUAUUUCUAAAGUAACUUCAGUCCUCAAAUCUAGCUGGGAAACUGUUUAUGAGAUAGAAUCAGUUGAUUUUUUUUUCUUUCUACAUCUAAUUAAGCACUAACUGAUUUUACUACUUUAUUGCCUUUACAUUGCUUAUUAUUGACUGAAUUCUGUCCCUCAUUCACUUUGUUUUGUUUGAAAUUUAAAAUUAUUUUCUUACUGUAUUUAUCAUACCUACUGUUUUAAUAAUCUGCUUUCUUUAAAUGCAAUAAAUCCCAAAUGGAUGGCAUAUUCUUUGUAA